Molecule: messenger RNA, 791 nt
Organism: Pistacia vera
Lineage: Eukaryota; Viridiplantae; Streptophyta; Magnoliopsida; Sapindales; Anacardiaceae
Product: ADP-ribosylation factor 1-like
Exons: 5
Coding region: 24-572 (182 amino acids)
Biological process (GO): intracellular protein transport; vesicle-mediated transport
Cellular component (GO): cytoplasm
Molecular function (GO): GTP binding; GTPase activity
Source: RefSeq, a predicted model, not a curated record
UUUUUCUUCUUGUUUGUUGUGGUAUGGGUAAACAUAUAUCUCGACUUGCAAAGAGGUUUUUCCCCCAGUGUAAAAUUAGAAUUCUGAUGGUGGGUCUUGAUGCUUCUGGGAAGACAACCAUUCUAUACAAGCUGAAGCUUGGAGAAAUUGUUGCAACUGAACCAACAGUCGGUUUUAAUGUAGAGACUGUUGAGUACAAAAACAUAAGCUUCUCUGUCUGGGAUGUAGGAGGUCAAAGUCAGAUUCGGCCAUUAUGGAGACAUUACUUUCAUAACACUCUAGGACUUAUCUUUGUAGUGGAUAGCAAAGACAGAGAAAGAAUCUCAGAAGCCCGCAAUGAGCUACAUCGGAUUCUGGGUGAUAAUGAGCUAAGCAGGGCAACUGUGCUUGUCUUUGCCAACAAGCAAGAUUUUUCGGAUGCCAUGCCUGCUUCUGAGGUUGCUGAUAAACUUGGGCUUUACUCUCUCGGCCAACGUCACUGGUAUAUCCAGAGUACUUCUGCAACCUCCGGCCAAGGGCUUUAUGAGGGACUUGAUUGGCUAUCCAACAAUAUCACAGUGAAGGAUGCAUAACAGCUCAUUCCAAGUUUCUCUAAAAAUAAUAAAGGGGUUUGACUAGGAUAGCUUCAAAAUCUACCACUUAAAAGGCCAUCCGCUAGUAUCUCAGUGAAGGCAAAUUAAUAGUUUAUUCCUAAUUUCUCUAACAAAGAAGGGGAUUGAUUAGGAUGGCUUCAAAUUCUAGCUCUUAAAUGAGGCCAUCAUGUACCACUUAAAGGUCAUCCAACAAUCUCU